Diatraea saccharalis (sugarcane borer) is the source of this 3130-nucleotide messenger RNA. The record is from the annotation of a GenBank genome assembly. NCBI's taxonomy places the organism in Eukaryota, Metazoa, Arthropoda, Insecta, Lepidoptera, Crambidae.
CCCACCCCUCCCUCCGCUGCUCCAAAGAAACAAGCAGUCGGGCAAAAGUUUUUUAGUUUACACUCGUCAUCUACUUCAUUUAAAUUAUUCAAAGUUAUUAAACUCUAACUAUAAUUAUAAGAUUUUAAACAUUUCUAAAGUUUAAGUUCCUAUACUAGAAAAAAAAAACUUUUAGACACCUACUUUUAGGCGUCACUUAACCUAGUUUAUAAACUGAAUGAUUGAGGUUAGAAUUUGUUGUACGAUACAGAUUGUUUUCGAACGGCAGCAACACAGUGGAUCAGUCUAAAUAUACAUGCGUCCGCGCACGCGCAAGCGCGUUCCAUGGCCAGUGCUAAACGGAGACGCCAGAUAAAGUUUUGUACGAUAAGAUAUACACUUAUUACAAUAUCGGUGCUUUUUUUGUGUGUUAACAUUAUUGGAACACAGAAAUGUUUCGUUCUAGGUAAGUAGAAAAACUUUUAAAAACUUUUUAUAAACUUCUGUCCGCGUCGACUGUUCUGGGCGUAAACAUUGCUAGAGUAAUAAUAAUAUCAAUAACUUUGCAACUCUUUGCAAGUUUUUUAUUAUCACCAGAUAAAAAUCAACCAUAAUAAAACUUACUAACAGUUUCGCGGCAAAAUGAAACCCAAAUACAUUCUUUGAUUAUUUUAUUAUACAGUUUAUUUUAAUAUUUUUUUAUUAACAUUAGUCGUCAUUUUUUUUGUUCAACGUUAUUAAUGAAACUAGUAUGGCCUGCAGAUGCCGCUGCUUAAAACUUUUUAGUUUCUUUGUUUUGACGUUGAGUUUGAUUUUGUUUUUCUUUAUUUGCGAUAGCUAUAGCAUACGUGAGGAACUUUUCGGAAAACUUGAAUACCGGUUCAAGGAGCUGACACCGUCUCCAUCGUCGAGGGAGCUUAUACAAUGCCCUGUUGAGAAUUGUGAUGGCUCCGGGCAUAUAUCCGGAAACUUCGCAUCGCACCGCAGCCUGUCUGGAUGCCCGCGCGCCGACCGCUCGCAGCUCCAGCCACACUCGCAGGAGCUCAAGUGUCCGACGCCCGGCUGCGACGGCUCCGGACAUGUCACAGGCAAUUAUUCAUCGCACCGCUCGCUAUCUGGCUGUCCGAGAGCUAACAAACCCAAGAGCAAGCCAAGAGAUGGUCAAGACUCCGAACCCCUCAGUGCCUCCGGCUGCCCAAUUGCAAACCGCAAUAAAAUGCGGGUUCUGGAGAGCGGUGGAACAGUUGAACAGCACAAAGCGGCAGUGGCAGCAGCCGCGUCGGCCAUUAAAUUCGACGGCGUGAACUGUCCCACGCCGGGCUGUGAUGGUUCGGGUCACCUCAACGGGUCUUUUUUGACCCAUCGUUCACUAUCGGGAUGCCCCAUAGCGGGUGCUGCGACGCCUACCCCACAGCCUAAGAAACCGAAAUAUCCUGACGACAUUACGCCACUUUACCCUAAACCAUAUUCGGGAAUGGACAUGAAUAUGCAGACUGGGAACGGUGAAGACCUGAUGACAUUGGAGCAGGAAAUUACAGAACUGCAACGCGAAAAUGCACGCGUCGAAUCACAAAUGAUGCGCCUCAAGUCUGAUAUUAAUGCCAUGGAGACGCAUCUGAGCCACGGGGAAAGAGAGAACCAAUUGAUAUCGCAGCGCAACAACAACCUGAACGAGUACUACGAGAGCUUACGGAACAACGUGAUCACACUGUUGGAGCACGUGCGGAUCCCUGGCGGGGGCACGGCGCCCGCUGGGGCGGCGGGGGCGGCGGGUGCACCGCCCCCUCCCGCGCCCGGCGAGAAGCCGGCACAUGACAACUUCGACUCGUACCUCACUAAACUACAGACCCUGUGCUCCCCCGACGGCUACUGUCCCGACGAGAACAGACCCAUCUACGAAACAGUGAAAAACGCACUCCAAGACUUCACAGUACUACCUACACCUAUUUAAGGUUCACAGAGCGCCGCCGAGCCCGAGCGACAUUGAUUACGCGACACUCGGCGGGGCUACCGCUCGCCUAUAUAGAAUACACCCGUACCAAAAACUAAUGUGAAUUUAUAGUUCGACUGUACAGUGCGACAGACGUUUAUGUGUUCUAAUAUAGUUACGAUGUCUGUUUUGUAAACCGUUGUAUACGAUGUAUGAAUUCUUUGUGACGUCACAGCGGCGACCGAUGAUCCGCUCGUUGUAUAAAUAAGUGAAAUGGACUCGAGUAAUUAGGAUUAUAUAUAUAAAUAAAUUUUAAACACUGUUACUCGUAUGCUUAAUAAAAAUAAUUGUUAGGGGAUGAAGUUUAUACUAAUGAUGUACGUAAGCUAUUUUUAGCCCCACGGACGCAUUGAAAUGUUUUAUGUAAAUAUUGUACCUAUUCGACGAUCGAGUGUCGGCCUGUCUGGCCAAAGAUUGGACGAUCAGUUCUAAUGAUUCAUAUAUCGCGCUCAGAUUUGUAUCGACCGAUCACGUACGUUAUAAUAGUUCAUAAGUGAAAACUGUUAAUGUAUAAGUUCUUACACUGGGAAUGUGCCAAAUGCUUCUGACACACAGCAGCUCCCAUUCGCUGAUAUUUUAAGACUAAAAAAAAUAAUGUCAUAGAAUUAAUAAACGAUGUAAACAAAAUUAAACUCCUUAUAGGGAACUCUAGUCAGUUUUUGUAAAUAAUUGUGAAUAAAUAGUUGUCACGUCAUAAAGACGUUUUUAUUUGUACUAGGAAAUAAUGAGAUCUCAUUAGAUCGAGUAAGUUAAUAAUUCACUCAUAAAUUGAUAACCAAUUAUAGAGAAUAAAUUGAAACCUUCUUUGUUAGCCAAUGUUCACUUUGCUGUGAUUAUGUUAGUUACGUGUUACUUAUUUAUUGUUAACUUUACGGAUUGUGAUAGCUUACUUGAAUCGGGUUAACGUUAAUUUGCAAUACUUUUAAGUUAUGAGCUUUAUGAAUGUGCUAACAUUAUGUUGGAAAUUGUAAUUUAUGUUAUCAUUGUGUAAUGUUUUGAAAUCAUUCCGUUCAUAUAAUUACAAUUUGGUAUACAAAUUAACAACGCAUUCACAUUUUAAAUUGUAAACACUUACUAUGUUACCUAACUCUGAUUGUCAUAAUAUGUUUCUGUAAAAUAUUGAGUAUGUGUUGUUAAAGAGAAUUAAAAUAAUAAAUACCG